This is a messenger RNA of Drosophila albomicans, 1298 nucleotides long. RefSeq lists its product as uncharacterized. NCBI's taxonomy places the organism in Eukaryota, Metazoa, Arthropoda, Insecta, Diptera, Drosophilidae. The record is from RefSeq and is a predicted model, not a curated record.
UACCCUGUCAAAGGGUUGAGACCAUCAUCGCUGCGCAAAUCGUCCUUCUCCAGCAGCAGCAGCAUCAACAACGCUUGUCCCCCGCCGCCGCCCACGCCGCAUCAGCACCAAUUGACCGCCAGCAGCAGCAGCAUCGUCAAUUCCAGCUCCAGCAAGCACCAGCAACAUCAACAUUCGCCACAUCAUUCAUAUCCGCAGCAACACCAACACCAGCAACAGCAGCAUAGACGCAACAGCAGCUCUAGCACCAACCAUACUGAAGGAGGCUGUAGCUUGGCCACCAAACCUGUUAUCAAUUUGCUUGGCAAUCAACUGCAGGUCAACUACUUUGAGUUUCCGCCCACCAGCAGCAACAUCAGUAGCAGCGCACACGCAAAAGCGAACAGCACACGCAGUGGCAACCCGCUGGUGUUGUUGGGCAAUCGUUGUGCCACCGCCACCGCUUCCACGCCCUCGCUUAAUUGCAAUUGCAACGGCAAUAGUCCGAGCUAUAGCUCUGCGGUUGCCAAAGCGGCUGCUUCAACAGCUUGUGCAGUUCUUGCCACGUGCCACGUGGCCAACAACAGCUCCAGCCCCACCGCAAACUUCAGUCGUUACCAACAACAGCAGCAACAACAACAACAACAGCAGCAACAACUUCAGUCGACCACAGACAGCGACAGCAUGGGUCGACGUGAGAUUAAACGUUCCAAUACCAGCGGCUCCACCUCCAGAUCCUAUGACAGCGGCAGCGCCACCACAAAUUUUGUGGGCAAAUUCACGCAGAGCGUGCGUCGAAUCGUGCAGGAUGUAAAAGACGAGGGAGCACCCAGUGGCAUGACCCGUGAUGAGGUAAUCGAAACCAAUGAACGUCUACGUUCGUUACGCCUGCGCCUCGAGGAGUCCUACGAUACGGUGAAAAAGGCGCUGAUCAAUCUGAUGAACAAGUACGGCGACUCGAAGAGCCAUCGCAACAUAUUUCAACGCUAUCCCAUGCUCAAGCUAAUGAUAAAGGAAGUCAUACGACUGGAGACUCAGUACUGGACAUUGGUGGACAUACCGCGCCAGGAGAAACAGGAAACCGUGCCGUCGUAUGUCAUGCGAGCCUGUUCCAUUAUGGAGAAGACGCAAAAGUCGGGCGAGGGCGUGAAGACGUCGGCCAAGCUGGCAGACGAGGCUGCCGAGCGCGGGAGCGCAUGGAGCGCUUGGAACACAUGACAACGGCACAAAUCGAGCACGAGAACACACAGCUGAUUAAUGAUUUGUAUCGUUUGCUGAAAAAGUAUCUGGGCUUGCGGCAUUUGAUACGCGUGCUAAAG